Messenger RNA from Hansenula ciferrii, 930 nucleotides. RefSeq names its product Alpha-amylase. The record is from RefSeq and is a predicted model, not a curated record. The coding region runs from base 1 to 930 and encodes 309 amino acids. NCBI's taxonomy places the organism in Eukaryota, Fungi, Ascomycota, Saccharomycetes, Phaffomycetales, Wickerhamomycetaceae. The transcript has a single exon.
AUGGAAACAGAACUGAAUGAAAACCUAAGCAACGAGAUCUUGGAGAUGGACACUGGAUCUCUGAACAUCGAAGAGGCAUUCCUUGCUGAACAACAAGAACAGCAACAACAAAAGCAACAACAAAGACAAGGACAUUCUAUACCGAAAGUUACAAAUAGUACAACUACUACAACAACAACAAGUCAACUAUCCAGAUCAUCAACUUCAAAAUCAACUACACCUACUUCAACAACUACGACCACCACAAAGUUCAACAAUACAACAUUUCAAGAUAUACAGAAUGAUAAUAAUCAAACUAAAGCAUUCCGUUUUGUUAAUAAUUCACCAAAUUCAAUGCAUAAACAAAAAUCAAGAAUGAAACCAACUUUUAAAGUUGGAAGUCAAUUAAUCCAGGGGAAUGGUGAUCACUUGGGGAAUAAUGAAUCUGUUAUUAUAGAACAAACUUUUAAUCAUAAUGAAGAUGGUUCACAAUUUAUAAAUUCAAAUGAUAGGAAAUAUGUUUUCCAAUUAAAUGUUAAAAGACCACCUGGAAGACCAAGAAAAUAUCCAUUAGAAAAACCAAAAGCUAAAAGACCUCAAGGUAGACCAAGAAAAUAUCCUAUUGAAGUAACAGGAUCUACAAUAAAUCAUCAACAUCACCAACAACAUCAACAUCAACAACAUAAUAAUAAUAAUAAUCCACCUUCUAAAAUUAUUAAAAAAACUUUAAAAGAUUCAAAUAAUACUAACUUAUCAAUCCCUGUUCCCAUAGAUACUGAACUGAUAUCUUUAAAGAAAGAAGAUGAUAAAUUAAGAAAUAUUGGAUCACAUUCACAUUCACAUUCAGAUUUAGAAAAUAAUCCAGAUUUUGCCCAAAAUGAAACUAAUUUUGCAAUUGCAACAGCAGGUGCAACUCAAUCAGCUUUUACACAUGACCAAAGGAAACAAUAA